GGCGAGGCGGAGGCGGAGCUUGGCCGCCUCACCGUCUGACGCCAUCCCCUUGGGUCGGCAAGACGGCGGCAACGUGCUCGCCUCACCUCGACGCUCAGCAGUCUCAACGAGGCUGUGAUCUCAAUCGACAGGAGUAAUUGAGGGCCAAGGCGACCAUCGGCGUUCAUUCUAGCGUGCGUUAAGAGCGGAAAGGAGCAGCUGAUCCUUUCAUCGCUACCAAGGCUCCAGACGGGCGCGACCAUGGCUUGCUCUUCUGAGCAUGCCGUUGCCCUGACUUCUAUCUCAACAUCUCUUUGAGCUGGCAGAGGCAAACUCAUACCAUGAGGCCCGCCAAGUCUAUACUCCUUCUGGCAGCGACGCUAGGAGCAGCGUUGGCUCAAACAUCGGCGGCUCCCUCCAGCGCGGCCCCCUCGACUCUCGCCGAUGCACCCCUCCUCCUCUCUUGGACGCCGCCUCUCAGCACUCGCGGCCGCUACGUCGUCGAUGCCAUUGGUAAGCGCUUCCACCUGCGCAGUGGCAACCUACACGGCGCAUCAGGCACCUAUCUUGGCCGCGGCGACUACGACGAUGCUGCCAACCAUCACGCGGGCGAGGUGGCCUAUCAAACCAUUCUCUGCUUGGAUCGCAAGCCUCUCGACGACCUGGUAGACGACAUCAUCGCGCUUGGCGUCAAUUCGAUAAGACUGCCUUUCUCGAAUGAGAUGAUUCACGCCGAGGCAUACGUGCCUGAUAAGGCGCUUGGGGCAAACCCGCAGCUACGGAACAAGACGCCGCUGGAGGUAUUCGAUGAGGUGAUCAAGGCAUUGACGAAGAAAGGGCUGGCUGUGAUCCUCAACAACCACACGGUCAAGAGUCUAUGGUGCUGCGGGCUGGAUCAGAAUGCCAGGUGGAACGAUGCUCAAUCUACUGAGCUCUGGAUCCGGGAUUGGGUGUACAUCGUCAGCCGCUACGCCAACAAUUCCCGCGUCGUUGGCACAGCGCUGUACAACGAGGUACGUCGCGACCUCUUCACCGACCCGAUCUGGGGUGGAGGAGGUGACCCUGAUUGGUACACGGCCUCGAUGAUGGCUGCAUCACGCAUCCAACGCGAGGCAAGCCGCGACGUCUUGAUCGUAAUCGAGGGCAUCAAUUGGGUUGGCGUCCCCAUCCCUUCGCUGCCUCACUACCGGCCCGAGCUUGAUCCUGUCCGACAUCUCUCACACGCGCUGCCCUACCCCGACAAGCUCGUGUACAGCUCGCACUUCUAUGCCUAUACCGGCCCAAAUGCUACAGGUGCAGGUGGUGGCUUUGGGUCUACAAAUGAUCCGACUUAUGGCGACCUGAGCACGGAGAAGCUUCGCAGCACGUUCAACGCCCUGGCGGGCUACGUAGCCACCGCCGUAGACGCCGUUCAGCAACAUUACACGGCGCCGGUUUGGAUUUCUGAAUUUGGUGUCGGCGGACGCAACGAUUUCUCUGCGGUAGAUCGACGCUGGUGGGCCAACUUUACGCAAAUCCUCAGGGACGGCGAUCUGGACUUUGCUGUUUGGCCGCUGCUGGGGUGGCAAGAGAAUGGUCAAGGUGACUUGUGGGCGUUGAACGCCUACGACUCGCAAGGAGCCAAGCUUUCGAUUCUCGACUCGGGAGACUGGAGGCUCAGCGGAUGGCGCAAUCUCACAAAUGACUCGACGUACAGCCGCAACGAUGCGGUGGAGCCGGUGGAAGUCUGGAGAAUGCUGGCGCCUGAUUGGGGAUCACAGCAACAGAGUAAUUGGCUUCUCACCCACAACCCAUCUCAGUCUGGCUCGAACAAGGCUUCGUGCCCGGACGGUCUGCGCUUACAGGGCUUGAGCCAUACGCCGAACCCGCGUGGACUCUGCACCGACGUCCACUUCGGUCGCAACCUCUGGGAUGCCACGAACGACCUGACCGUAGUGCAGUCGCAGCAACAUGUCUCCAAGGACUGGGCGCGCGGCUAUACGAAAUUUGAGUGCCCCUCGCGCUCCUUUCUCGUAGGCUACUCGUACUCUGCUCCGAUGAGCAAGUCCGCCGUCUGCGCGCCAAUAGUCAGCGAGGCGCCGACGACCAAUGCUACCCUGGCCAUGCGGCGCACUGUGUGGUUCGACGGAGGUAGCAACGCUGCGGCAACGGUUCAUGGUGACUUUGCAGGACCAGGUACCAGCGCAGGAGCCUGCGAUGAGGGGGAACUUGCCGUGGGCUAUGCGUUCACCAACAAGGGCAAGGUGGGUGGACCUCCCGCUGCGCUACUGUGCGAGAGCUACGAUGGGAAGCAGAGGGAGGGAGGCCAAGCAUCAGGAGCAGCCAGCAGAGGCAUUGCGCUGCUCUUGUCUUUCAUUGCAAUGGCGGUGACUUCACUCAUGCUCAGGGCGUGAGUGAGGCGUGGAAAUGCAUCGACUUUUAGCGUGUAGAGAGUGUGUAGCGAGCGCGUAGCGAGCGUGUGGCCAUCA
Molecule: messenger RNA, 2447 nt
Organism: Jaminaea rosea
Lineage: Eukaryota; Fungi; Basidiomycota; Exobasidiomycetes; Microstromatales
Product: cellulase
Exons: 2
Coding region: 321-2372 (683 amino acids)
Molecular function (GO): hydrolase activity, hydrolyzing O-glycosyl compounds
Source: RefSeq, a predicted model, not a curated record